Ornithodoros turicata is the source of this 856-nucleotide messenger RNA. RefSeq names its product peptidyl-prolyl cis-trans isomerase B-like. Gene Ontology annotation, molecular function: peptidyl-prolyl cis-trans isomerase activity. Bases 95 to 814 code for a protein of 239 amino acids. The record is from RefSeq and is a predicted model, not a curated record. NCBI's taxonomy places the organism in Eukaryota, Metazoa, Arthropoda, Arachnida, Ixodida, Argasidae. Gene Ontology annotation, biological process: protein folding; protein peptidyl-prolyl isomerization. The transcript has 5 exons.
CAACAUUGUGAACAAUGUAACUCCAUUGACCAAUCAGAAAUGUCCACGGCCGAAGCCGGCCGAAACAUUACAAGAAAACGCCCGCUAUCGGCUUAUGAGUUACGCGGUCUUCGUAAGACGCGUGCGCAAAAUUUGUUCUUCUGGGCGGGCACUGUUCUUUGUCAAGAUGAAUGUAGUAGUCAUCUGCUGUGUUUUGCUCACCUACUUUGCCUAUGUUAGUUGUGCAGAAGGAAAAGUAAAGGGCCCGAAAGUUACCGAACAGGUAUAUUUCGAUAUCACAAUAGAUGGAAAAGAAGCAGGUAGGAUUGAAAUUGGUCUAUUUGGCAAGACUGUACCCAAGACUGUAAAGAACUUCGUAGAACUCUGCAGGAGGCACGAAACUGAACCGAGCAAAGAUGGAAGUUUGGUGGGUUACAAAGGCAGUGUAUUUCACAGAGUCAUAAAUGACUUUAUGCUCCAAGGGGGUGACUUCACAAAGGGAGAUGGAACUGGAGGCCGUAGUAUUUAUGGAGAAAGGUUUGCCGAUGAAAACUUCAAGUUGAAGCAUUAUGGGGCCGGCUGGUUAUCCAUGGCCAAUGCUGGAACUGACACGAAUGGAUCUCAGUUUUUCAUCACCUGCAAGAAGACGUCCUGGCUUGACGGAAGGCACGUUGUAUUUGGAAAAGUCGUGAAGGGAAUGAGCGUGGUCCGCACAAUCGAAAGCACAAAGACAGAUAGCCGUGACAAGCCUGUGAAAGAGGUCAAGAUUGCAGACUGUGGCAUAGUUACUGUGGAAACACCCUAUGCAGUUGCAAAGGCAGACGCUACUGAAUGAAUGCAUUCAUUUUAUGUAAAUAAAUGUGGGUACCUUUUGUAA